CUUUGGAAGCUCCACGUUGUUGAGUGAGUCGGUAGAAGAAGCAAUCCUUUCUUUUUCCUUUUUCCUUUUUUUUCCCCUAAAUUUCUUUUGCUUUUUUAGCCAAUUCAUAGUGGAGGAUGGAAUUCUGCUUUUUUUUAUAUAUCUUAGCUUUUUAAGCUUAACGUAAGUCGGCCUGUGUGGUUCGUCUUCUCCCUCUUCCACCAUUCCGAGCGUUUGUUUCCUCGAGAAGAAAUAAAAAUAGAGACAAGGCAGCUGCCAAAACCCAAUUGUUCGCCACCAUCGAUCCAUUGUUUCAUUGUUCCAAUUCUUUCUCUCUUUAGAGGUGAAGAGAUCCGAGGUUUUUCCGGCCAUCGCCGGUGGAUUCUGAAGUGGCGUCGGCGGAAUGAUCUGAUCUCCCUCCAAGAUAACUAUACUAAUCCAAUUCGAAAGGAGUAGCGGAGGGGAUCGGUCUCCAUCGAGAGAAGAUGAUGUCCACGAGGAGAAAGGGCAUGGCGCCGGCAAAGGCCAAGCCGGCAUUCAUCCCGGUCAUAGAAUCUCCGACCACCGCCGCAGCCGCGACGGUGGGCGAGUGGGAGGUCCGGCCCGGCGGUAUGCUGGUCCAGAAGCGGGACCCCGACUUCGCCGCCGCCGCCGCCGCCCCCGUUCCCACGAUCCGCGUCCGCGUCAAGUUUGGCGCCGUCUACCAUGAGAUCUACCUCAGCUCCCAAGCCACCUUCGGGGAGUUGAAGAAGCUACUGUCGGCGAGGACGGGGCUACAUCCGCAGGACCAGAAGCUGAUAUAUAAGAACAAGGAGAGGGACUCCAACGCCUAUCUCGACGUCUCCGGCGUGAAGGACGGGUCCAAGAUGGUGGUGGUGGAGGACGCAGCCGCCCAGGCCAAGCGGUUUCUGGAGAUGCGCCGCCAGGCCAGGAUCGAGAAGGCCUCCAAAUCCAUCUCCCGGAUCAGCCUCGAAGUCGACAAGCUCGCCCCUCAGGUGUCGGCAUUGGAGACGGUCAUAUCCAAAGGAGGCAAGGUGCCGGAGAAAGAUGUGCUGAGCCUUAUCGAGCUGCUGAUGACUCAGCUGGUUAAGCUGGAUGGCGUCGUCGCCGAUGGCGAUCUGAAGCUCCAGAGGAGAAUGCAGGAGAGGAGGGUGCAGAAGUAUGUGGAAACACUGGACGUGCUCAAGAUGGAGAAUGCGAUGCCGAGGGCGGCCAAUGAGCAAAUGCCGGCACGGCAACCGCAGAAGCAGCAGCCAAAGAAGCAAGCGCCGCCGUCAGUGGUGGUGACAACGAAAUGGGAGACGUUCGAUUCGCUGUUCUCGCCAACCGCCGUCGCCUCGACGGCGACCUCGACCUCGGGCAGCUCGACCGCAUCAUCCGCUCCCACCCCAAAGUUCGAUUGGGAAUUGUUUUGAGUACAGAAAAGAUAGAUAGGAAUAAUCCGGUUAGGGGAAGCUUUGCCUGGCCUCAGGUGGAUGGACGGUGCCGUAUGCGAUUGGGUUUGGUUGAUCUUUUUUUUUUUUUCGUUUACUUUUCUUCUUUCCAAUAAAACAAGCUUCCUCUACCGUUCUUUUUGCUUGUGUACAUAUGGAAUGUGGAGGAGGUUCUGGUCUAUAAAACUCUCCUAUCAGGGAACGACGUUACAAUAAAAAGGGUUUAAUUAUGAUGAUGGAAA
Messenger RNA from Phoenix dactylifera (date palm), 1654 nucleotides. RefSeq names its product BAG family molecular chaperone regulator 1. NCBI's taxonomy places the organism in Eukaryota, Viridiplantae, Streptophyta, Magnoliopsida, Arecales, Arecaceae. The record is from RefSeq and is a predicted model, not a curated record. Gene Ontology annotation, cellular component: cytoplasm. Gene Ontology annotation, biological process: protein stabilization. Gene Ontology annotation, molecular function: adenyl-nucleotide exchange factor activity; protein-folding chaperone binding.